Messenger RNA from Aphanomyces invadans, 1531 nucleotides. RefSeq lists its product as hypothetical. The transcript has 9 exons. The coding region runs from base 272 to 1459 and encodes 395 amino acids. NCBI's taxonomy places the organism in Eukaryota, Oomycota, Saprolegniomycetes, Saprolegniales, Verrucalvaceae. The record is from RefSeq and is a predicted model, not a curated record.
UCUCGAUGUACCCCGCACUCGUGACGCGAGAGACCGAGACGGCCCCACUGCGGAACCGCGUCUUCUGCACCUUCAUCGACUGCGCCACGUGCGGCCAGUUCUUCCGCGAUGCAUACACGAGGAACUACAAGCCGAACGGCGUCAAAGUUCUUCGGUAAGCAUUGGCACGACGCGUGAUUGCACGCCGCUCGCUCAUGCAUGACUGGACAGAUGCUUCCCCCAUUGCUGCCCCGACCAUGUCCCCCACAGCUCGUGCGGCACCAGCGUUGUGAUGCAGGUGGCAGGACCGUAUUCGCCAGUAGAAGCGCAGUCGUUUGUUGCGUUCGGGCGCUUCGAAACGUGCGCCGAACCGAUGAUGUCCCUGGGCCACCAAGUGCAUCUCGAUGACAUCGACGUCUCGUCCAGUGCAAAUCCCCUCGCGGCGUGGUUCGCCAGCGACAGCCAGUCCGGCCAUAGCCCCAUGCUGUUUACGUUUAAAGCAAAGCAGCACGACCCGUGGCAUUAUGGGUGGACUAGCGGUGCGAGUGCCGCCCUCCGCAACACGCAGCACGUGUUCAAGGGGUAUUUGUUCUCUGCGAAGCAAGACUCGCCGCGCGUACUGCAACUCGUGGGGAUCGCUCAAUCCCCUGGCUUUGUCAUUGUGCCGUACAAACCUGUCGGUCACGAUGAAGUCGAAGCGAUGCCUAUCUCGGUUCACGACGACUUUGUCGACGUGGCGCCGCCGCCGCAAGCCGCCUUCAACUGUCACUUCGUUGCGUGUCAAUGCGAGAAGCCCAUGUUUGGCGACAGCUACAUUCGAUGCAACCGCGCGAACGGCCGCAAGCAACUUCGAUGCUUUCCCCAUUGUUGCCCUGACCACAUAUUGCACUGCAGCUGCGGUGGCCCCAUCAUGUGCGGUGUCGAUUUGACCGAGGCUCCACCACUUGCGCGUCCAACCAAAGAGCUCGUCAUGUACGCCCACGGCGAGCGGUUGCACAUGCCCGAGCUUGCCCUGCACGAUGAAGUCCCCCACGACAUGAUCUUGUCGAGACUGCAUCAACCUAGCAAUGAGCGCGGCGACUGGGUCAAAGGCAUAUUGCAACCCGGCAUUUCGACCCCGACGAAGCUUCUUUUCAACUUUAACCAAAACUCACGACAAGCGGGGUGGCCAUACAACUGGAAGGGCAGCGCAACCAAGGUCGACCGCAAUCGCAAACACAUCUUCAAGGCGUACGUGUUCCAAGUGCUUCGUGGUGGCCACACGUUGCGGGUGGUCAAUUGGAUCUCGUCCACGCCGUUCACCAUGUCGUCGUUUCGACGGUGCAACACAACCCCAACGUCGCGCACCAACUCGUACAUUGAAGUCAAGCCGACCGAGAUCACGGAUCUCGUGGUGCCGCCACUCGUGCCGCGCAAGCGGUCGCUGGACCGGAUUGAGUCGCCGCCGUCGGUGCUCAACGACUCGCAGUCUGCCGGCUGAACAUCCUUCGUGUCGUGACGUUUUUAUUUAUAUAAGAAAGAUAUCGACAACCUGGUGGAUGGUUGGGACCGA